Macadamia integrifolia is the source of this 3123-nucleotide messenger RNA. RefSeq names its product probable LRR receptor-like serine/threonine-protein kinase At3g47570. The transcript has 2 exons. Gene Ontology annotation, biological process: protein phosphorylation. The record is from RefSeq and is a predicted model, not a curated record. Bases 1 to 3123 code for a protein of 1040 amino acids. NCBI's taxonomy places the organism in Eukaryota, Viridiplantae, Streptophyta, Magnoliopsida, Proteales, Proteaceae. Gene Ontology annotation, molecular function: protein kinase activity; ATP binding; protein binding.
AUGGGUUUUACAUUAGUGUUUUUGUCCACUUUCAUUAAAGCCAUUCUUCUCCUCUGGUGUAGCUGCAUGAGCUUGGCACAACAUUCACAAUCAAGAUCAAAUGGAACUGAUGAUCGACUAGCCUUGCUGGCCUUCAAGGCUUGCAUAACCCAUGAUCCCUUUCAUGUUGUGAGCUCUUGGAAUGACUCUAUCCCCUAUUGCGAGUGGUCCGGCGUAGUAUGUGGCGGUCGCAGGCAUCCAGAGAGGGUUAAAGCCUUGCAUUUAAGGUCUAAGGGGUUGGAGGGAUCCUUGGCACCAGAAAUAGGAAACCUCAGCUUCCUUCGAGUAAUAUCACUCGAAAACAAUAGCUUCCAUGGCGAAAUCCCUCGUGAAGUAAGUUUUCUACACAGACUUCGUUAUUUAUAUCUAUUCAACAAUUCCCUUGAAGGGGAAAUCCCAUCUAACUUAUCACAUUGCUCCAACCUUAAAGAACUUUAUUUAUCUGAGAACAAUAUUGUGGGGAAAAUUCCUAUAGAGCUAGGCACCUUGUCAAAGCUUCAAGAACUUGUAAUUGAUACCAACAAAUUGACUGGACAGAUCCCACUUUCCUUUGGAAAUCUUUCUUCUCUUCACAUCCUUUCUUUAGCAAGCAAUGGUUUUAUAGGAAGUAUUCCAAAUGCUCUUAGCCAAAUGACAAGAUUAGAUAUUCUUGUACUUGGUGGAAAUCAGUUGUCUGGUACUAUCCCUCCUUCACUCUAUAAUCUUUCCUCACUUGGUGUUUUUGAUGUUGGUUAUAAUCAACUUCAUGGGAGUCUUCCACCAAAUUUAGGCUUCAAUCUUCCAAAUUUGUUCUGGUUUUCAAUUUCAAAUAACCGAUUUCAUGGAUCGAUUCCAAUUUCGAUGUCAAAUCUAUCGAAACUCGAAUUAUUUUCUGUUCCAGAAAACAAGCUUACUGGGAAGGUAGCUCUUCAUUUUGGAGGCUUAUCAGAACUCAGAGUGGUUACAAUGUCUGUCAAUCUUUUGGGAAGUGGAGAGGCUGAUGACUUGAGUUUUAUAAAUACAUUGAUAAACUGCACUAGUUUAACAACUUUGGAGUUGGGUGAUAAUCAGUUUGGUGGUUUGUUUCCCAAUUCUAUAGCAAAAUUGUCAACUCAACUCAGGAGGUUUUCACUAGCAUAUAAUCUGAUAUAUGGAAAUAUCCCAAUAGGAAUAGACAACCUUGUAAGGUUACAACACUUGAGCCUAUCUGGAAACUAUCUAGAAGGAAGUAUUCCAACUUCAAUUGGGAGGCUUGAAAUGCUCAAUCGAGUUUAUUUAGAUGACAAUAGAUUCACAGGGCCAAUUCCUAUUACUCUAGGAAAUUUGACAUCAUUGACUGAGCUUGAUUUACGAAAUAAUCUCUUGAAUGGAAAAAUACCUUCCAGUAUUGGAAAAUGCAAAAAUUUGUUACGCUUGUAUUUUUCGGGCAAUAGUUUCACUGGUAUCAUAUCCGAAGAGAUAUUUGGUUUAUCGCAGUUAAUAGAGUUGUACUUGGGUAGGAAUUAUUUCUUUGGUUCUUUAUCUUCCGAAGUGGGUCAAUUGAUCAAUCUUGGAAUCCUAGAUGUUUCGAAGAAUAAGUUAUCUGGAGAAAUCCCCAGCACCAUUGGUUCUUGCACAAGCCUAGAGCACCUUUAUAUGGAAGAUAACUCAUUUCAAGGAUCUAUACCAUUGUCUCUGGGUUCUCUAAGAGGUCUUCAAGAUUUAGAUAUUUCACACAACAAUUUCUCUGGUUUUAUCCCAAAAUAUUUGGAAACAUUUAAGUUUCUACAAAAUUUAAAUUUAUCAUUUAAUCAUUUGGAGGGUGAGGUACCAGUAGAAGGAGUUUUUGGAAAUUUGACUCAAGUUUCAGUCGUUGGAAAUAGUAAGCUAUGUGGAGGUAUACCAAGACUUCAUCUAUCAGCAUGUCAGACUCAAAAGUCAAAUGAAGAUGACAAACCUCAAGUUUUCAAGCUAAUGAUAAUCAUUGUAUGUGGUUGUGGGGCUUUUCUAUGUUUGAUUUUUAUGAUAAUUUUUUUCAUCACCUACCGGAGAAGAAAAGAAAGGAAAGAAUCCUCGACAUUUUCAAUUGCAGAUAGACAUGUUAAGAUCUCUUAUGCCCAACUCCUUAAAGCUACCAAUGGAUUCUCUUUAACAAAUUUGAUUGGAGUGGGAAGUUUUGGUUCUGUGUAUAAAGCUAUUCUUAAUCAUGGGGAAACUAUUGUUGCAGUAAAGGUCCUAAAUAAUGGACGAAGUGGUGCUUCAAAGAGUUUCAUGGCUGAAUGUGAAGCCCUUAGAAAUAUCCGGCAUCGUAACCUUGUCAAAAUCGUUACAUCUUGCUCAAGUGUAGAUUUUGAAGGAAAUGAUUUUAAGGCUUUGGUAUAUGAGUUCAUGCCUGGUGGAAAUUUGGAUAAGUGGUUGCAUCCACAUACAAAUGAUAUUCAAGGUGAACAAAGACAUUUAAACUUUGUUCAAAGAUUGAAUAUUGCCAUUGAUAUGGCAACCGCAUUGAAUUAUCUUCAUCAUCAUUGCCAUAUUCAAAUUAUUCAUUGUGAUCUAAAGCCAAGCAAUAUUCUUCUUGACGAUGAUUUGACUGCACAUUUGGGUGACUUCGGGAUAUCAAGAAUUCUUCCAAAAGUCACUGGUAGAUCUCAAAUUCAAACAAGUUCGAUUGGAUUAAAGGGUUCUAUUGGAUAUAUUGCACCAGAGUAUGGUGCAAGUGUUGAUGUUUCAACUUACGGUGAUGUCUAUAGUUAUGGGAUUCUCUUGCUAGAGAUGUUCACAGGGAAGCGACCCACAGAUGAAAUGUUUAAGGAUAGCUUUAAUCUUCAUUGGUGGGCAGAAAUGGCUUUGCAUGAUGGAGUGAUGGCUAUCGUUGACAUAUCACUUCUCCCCAUGGAAGAAGAUGAAGAAGCAAUAACGUCAACUAUAGCCAACAUCACUACAAGUCGAAGAUGCAUGAAGGAUAGAGUGAAAGAAUGCGUUAAUUUGAUUAUUAGAAUUGGAGUUUCAUGCUCAGUUGAAUCACCAUGGGAUCGAAUGGACAUGAAUGAUGUGGUCAAAGAGUUACAUUCGAUUAGAGACCUUUAUUUUAAAGUUGGUGUGCUCAAUGAGGAAUAUGAACCAUAG